Messenger RNA from Chlamydomonas reinhardtii, 1929 nucleotides. RefSeq lists its product as uncharacterized. The transcript has 4 exons. Bases 154 to 963 code for a protein of 269 amino acids. The record is from RefSeq and is a predicted model, not a curated record. NCBI's taxonomy places the organism in Eukaryota, Viridiplantae, Chlorophyta, Chlorophyceae, Chlamydomonadales, Chlamydomonadaceae.
AUUUCGCGCUACUUCCGACCCUCUCAUUUUCACCACGACAUUAUCUCCUAGCGCUUUCACAAGCAUUACUAAAAGGACCCAGCUACUAUCGGGGCCUUUGCUUUGCUAGCGAGCGAGACCGCCAUCCAUCGCGACUUCGCGAAACCGCAGAAGAUGUGGGCGACUCAGCGCGUAUCCAGCGAGACUCAGUUUGAGCCACCUGGUGCAUGCUCGCCCUACUGGGUCGGCGUGAACGCCAUCUUCCUGCCGCUCAUCCCCUACACCAUCGCCACGGCGCUGCACGACACUCACGUCCACCUCGCCUUCAUUCUGGGGACGGCAUUCUCUGGAGGCAUCAUUCUAUUUGGGCUGCUUUGCAGGCUCGCAGGAGGCUACCGAUCAUGGCCGUUCCUGUUCGAGAUCCUCAUGCUAAUAGUCAACGCGGUGCUGUUGGGCAUGAGCUACGCGGAGACACACGACAUCAUCAAGUACACGCCCUUCAUCGCCAAUUCAGUCUUUAGCGCGUUUGUCGUGGUGUCCAUAGCCUUCCGUGUGCCCUUCACGCUGCAGUACGUACGGCAGUUCGUGCCGCGCGCCAGCGCCACACACGACCAGGUCACGCGCGCCGCCUACUACACCUCCGCCGCCUGGGCGGUGGCGUUCGUGGCCAACACGCUCAUUUACCUGGUACCGCUCUGCGAGGGCAAGGACUGGCAGCACUCCAACGCGCUCAACCUGGUGUUCCGGAUCAUCCUGCCCGUCUUCUUCGCGCUGUUCGCGGCCAUCUUCACCCGCAUCUGGCCGGUCAAGGUGCUGCAGAUGCUGAUCCAGUCCAUCGGGUUCGACUCGGCGCCGCGUAAGGUCAUGGUCAACCCGCUGGCAUUCCCCGGCGGCUCGGGCGGCAUGCCACCGCCGUUCCUAGGCAGUGGCGUGCCCUCCACCAUGCCGCCGAUGCAAAUGCAGGUGCACGCAGUGGCGGUAUGAGCGCGCCAGAGCUGCUCGCAUGGGAUACUCCUGAAGCAUCGGAGCAGACAUGGAACAGCAUGUGCAGGUCAUAAAUUAUAUAGUCAGAUCGGGUGGAGGCGACGCGUCACCCAAGCCAGGAGGCUGUAGGGGGCAGCGCACAUCAGCGGCAACGGCAGCGGGCACACGGGACAUGGUCACGUGGCCCGUUCCACGCUGCCACAGCGGCCCCCCACUACCGUACGAUAGUCAAGCCCGAGGCGCUCGGACUGCACCCGUAACGCCCAAGGCGUCGCACGUGCGCCACCCCGGCGGCUUGUCGGCUGCGGUGUGGUCCCCUACGUGGCGGCGUCAUACGUCCUCCGCCAUAGGCUGUGACAGCACACCGGCCCGGUGCAGCAGCAGCAGCAGCAGCAGCAGCAGCAGCCGUGGUUUUGGAGCACGGGCAGCGUACCACUAUCCACCCAGCAGCCAUCCUCACCUUCGCAGGACAGGGGACAGCCGCUCCCCGCCGGACGCCCGCAUCCCAGCGCAGCCUCCGCUCGCGGCCCGGGGCUCACUCCCCGCCCUGUCCCUUCCCUCCCAAGCCCCUCGUCCCUUCGCUGCAGUGCGAACUGCAGCCAUGUGCGCCUGCGCCUGAAGGGGGGGGGUACAGCGUGGGGUUCCGGCCUGGAGGCUGCAGAGGCCAGCCAGCGAGUCUGCGCGUGGCCCGCUGUGGCCGCUGCACGGCAUACGAGUCGGUCGUACUCUCGGUGAAUCUCUUGUGCUGUUUGUGGCGUGGAUGCACGGCGCGGACUGAGCUAGCCGUGCCAGUAGCCUGAUGGAUGCUUGAUGCGCAGUGUUGCGCUUCUAGACCUCCGAAGGGUCCUGCCAGGGGCUUGCAAAGGAUGGACUUUGGGCUCAGCCCGGGGAAGCCACAGGAGCUUCGGGCUGGCUGUUAAGCCGAGAUGCGCACAACCUGGUCACUUCAUGUAACACGGUCUUACA